GUGAGUCAGAGGAAAAGGAAAUGAUUGUAAAUCCAUUCAGAACUUCAGGAUUCUCGUUUCAACAGGAAAAAGAGCGUUUUAUUCCCGUCGUCCUGUGGCACAUCCUCUUUCAGGGACGCUUCUUUGGGUUUCACCUGAAUCUGAGGUGCUUCUGCUCGCUUUAUUAAAUUGCAUCAGAAAACACGCGGGUUUGCUAGAAUAUCUAAAACCCCGGAGGACUGGAAACCUGGAAAUGAAGAGAGAUUUUACGUUUUUCUGUCGGAUUUGGAUUGGGAUUCCCUUCUUCUCAGGUCUGGUGACUGGGUUUUCUAUGAGUCCACCCACCCUUGACAACACUAAAGACCAGCUCGUGAUUAACGCUAACGACACAUUGACCAUUACAUGCAGGGGACAGCGUAUUCUGGACUGGAGCUGGCCUGAAGUGUCUUUGAGUAAAGUGGAGUUUACUGAUCGCCAGGAUCAGCAGUCACCCGUUGACACCCCGGGCCACAGAGCAGUCAGGGUGAAGGAGUGUCAAGGGGAGCCUGGGAAACCCUACUGCAAGACCUUAAUACUGACCAACACCCAGGCCAAUGACUCGGGGUACUACCGCUGCUUCUACCAGGACAUCAAAUACAUCAUCGAUGGGACCACAGCAGUCAGCAUUUUUGUCUUUGUGCGAGACCCUCAACAUCCAUUCAUCAAGAGAAAUGAGAACGGCAUGGAGGCAAUCUUCAUAACGGAUUCUCAAACACACAUUGAAGUGCCAUGCCUGGUUUCAGAUCCUGACCUGAAAGUCACUCUCUUUUUGUUAGAGCAGGCUCCAUUGCUUCUAGAAGGCAAUGAGAUCACCUGGAAUAAUAAAAGGGGCUGGUCGGUUCCCAGACACAUCUUUGAGAACAGUUCCAUCCUCUUCGGCUUCUUCUGCUCCACCUUAGUGCACAACAACGAGCACAGAUCAUCUAUAUAUAUUCUGCAGGCCAUAGGACUGAAGUUUUACAAGCUCAAGCUGUUUCCUGAGGACUCGCCCGUGGAGCUCAUGCAGGGGGAGGGUCUGGAGCUCAACUGCACAGCGCUGGUCGAGUUCAAAACUGGUGUGGAAUUCCAAUGGGACUACCCAGGCCAGAAGGAGAACAGGCUGGCGAGUUUUCAAUCUGUGCGUAACAUCCUGGACAAAGCCACGGAAGCCUCUAGUAUCCUCACAAUCCGAAACGUUCGCGUGGAUGAUAGCGGUUACUACACCUGCUCUGCCAGUAGUGUGGAGGUGAAACGAGAGCUUACUACUGUAGUCUUAGUUCACGAGAAACCUUUCAUCAUCUUGGACUUCAGGAAUGGAUCAGUUAUAGAGGCAAAAGAAGGACAAAAAUCUGUCUGGCUGCCUGUGAAAGUGUCAGCGUACCCCUUGCCAGAAACACAAUGGUAUAAGAAUGGCAAACUGAUCACCAGACGGCCAGAGUUCAGCCGGUUUAGGGUCCAGCAGCAUGCUUUGGAGAUCAGGGAGGUGUGUAAGCAGGAUGCUGGAGAAUACACUCUGGUCCUGAAAAACACACGUGCAGCUCUGGAGAAAAGACUAAACUUUACUCUCAUAGUCAAUGUUCCUCCUCAGAUCCAUGAGAAGGAGGCAGCAACACCUACUAACCCCUACAAGAGGAGCAGUCGACAGAUGCUCACCUGCACCGCCACCGGGACCCCUCCAGCCACCAUCACCUGGCAGUGGAGACCGUGGAGCCCCUGCGGUCUCAAAAGCACACGCAGAACCCUGGGUCGAAGGGGUCAACGAGACAAGAUUCCUAUCUGUCAAAACUGGAUAGGUUUGGAUCCUGAACAUGCUGUCAAUCCUAUCGAGAGUAUUGAAAUUUUGACUGAGAUGGUGGAUGGGAAAGAAAAGACUGUCAGCCGUUUGGUGAUUCAGAGUGCCAAUGUGUCAGCUAUGUACAAGUGCUCGGCAGAGAACAAAGUGGGAAGAGAUGAACGAUUGAUCUAUUUCUACGUGACCACUAUCCCAGAAGGUUUCGGGAUAGAGAUGGAGCCCUCGGAGGAUCCGCUUGAGCAGGACCUGGUACUGUUGAAGUGUAAUGCAGAUAAUUACACCUAUGAGAACCUGCGGUGGUACCGUCUGGACCCGCAAGCUGUUCCUCCAGAGCUGGACUGCAAGAGUCUGCACCAGUACACCGAGUCUCUGGGGGGGAAGCUAUCGUUCCAGACCACCAGCAACAACUGGGUGCUGGAGCUCACCAUUACCAACAUCCAGCUACAGGACGAGGGAAACUACGUGUGUGAGGUGCAGAACCGGCGCAGUGGAGAGAAACAUUGCCACCGCAAGUACAUCCCAGUCAAAGCACUGGAGGCACCACGAUACCGUAACAACCCCACCAAUCAGACGGUGAAUGUGAGCGAGUCGCUGCAGAUGGAGUGUGAUGUUGAGGGCACACCCUCUCCCCAGCUAUCCUGGUUUAAAGAUAACCAACCCCUCCAUCAGAUAUCAGGGAUCCUCCUGCAGGACUCCAAUCGGACUCUCAGCAUUCAGCGAGUGCGAGAGGAAGACGCCGGUCUGUACACCUGCACAGCCUGCAACCAGAGGGGCUGUGUUCAGUCCUCUGCCACUGUGUCAGUCAUCGGUUCUGAUGACAAGACCAAUGUAGAAAUAGUGAUUCUCAUCGGGACGGGAGUCAUCGCCAUCUUUUUCUGGGUCCUUCUCCUUGUUAUCUUCUGCAACGUCAAGCGAGUGAACCCAGCAGAUAUCAAGACAGGCUAUCUGUCAAUCAUCAUGGACCCGGGGGAAGUGCCGCUUGAGGAGCAGUGUGAAUACCUGCCCUACGACUCCAGCCAGUGGGAGAUAACCCGAGACAGACUGCGCCUCGGGAAGGUGCUUGGGCAUGGAGCUUUCGGGAAGGUGAUCGAAGCUUCAUUCUUUGGGCAUGACAAGAAAACCUGUUCAAACACAGUGGCUGUCAAGAUGUUGAAAGUGGAUGAUCUUUGGAAGACUCCACUCACAAUAGAGGAUCUGAUAUGCUACAGCUUUCAGGUUGCUCGAGGGAUGGAGUUUCUGGGAUCUCGUAAGUGCAUUCAUCGCGACCUGGCGGCCCGCAACAUCCUCCUGUCCGAGAACAAUGUAGUGAAGAUCUGUGACUUUGGUUUAGCACGGGACAUCUACAAAGACCCUGACUACGUGCGCAAAGGCAAUGCUAGACUGCCGCUGAAGUGGAUGGCUCCAGAGAGCAUCUUUGAUAAGGUUUACACCAGUCAGAGUGAUGUAUGGUCAUUUGGAGUACUGCUCUGGGAGAUUUUCUCACUAGGAGCAUCUCCAUACCCCAGCAUCCAGAUUGACGAAGACUUCUGCAAACGACUUAAAGACGGUACCAGGAUGAGGGCACCAGACAAUGCGUCCCCUGAAAUAUAUGGCAUCAUGCUGGCCUGCUGGCAGGGCGAGCCCAGGGAGAGACCCACGUUUCCAGCUCUGGUGGAGACACUUGGAGAUCUACUUCAGGAAAACAGUCUACCCGAAAUCCCGUUCAAUGUGUCUCAGAGCUCAGAGGAUGAUGGCUUCUCACAAGCUUCCUCUAGACAACCAUCACAAGAGGAGAUCAGACUCGCCUGCAACACAAUGUCCACUCGAUAUUACAACUGCGUGCCUUUCACUGGCUGCAUCAUGGUCGGACCCUCCAGCACGUGCCACUCACGAGUGAAGACCUUUGAGGAACUUCCUCUGGAAAUGACAUCACACAAGACACAUCAGGACAGCCAGACAGACAGUGGGAUGGUUUUGGCAUCAGAUGAGCUCGAGAGGUUUGAACACAAGCACAGAGGGGCCAUGUUGAAAAAUCCAUCGGAGGGCCACAGCACAGAACACCUUAUCAGUUCUCCGUCCAUGAGCAGCAGCAGCACACUGCGCCCACCCUUCUUCAGCCAACUCUCGGGCCAAACCUUCUACAACAACGAGUACGGCCAGCUGUCGGAGGAGGGCGUCAGUGACUUCUUCUCCUUGUCGGAUCAGGCCAUAUACCAGGGAGCCUGCCCGGCAACCUCCAACCUGUAACAGCACUGAUUGGCCAAUCGUAACCAGGCCCCGCCCCCUCACAACUAACUGAGCUGAAGUCUAGCUUUGUAAAGUUCUCUUAGCAGCCACUGGGUGGCACCAUUAUGUCCAUUUGAAACAAAAAAAGUAUUUUAUCGCCUUAGUUACAUAUAUCUUUAUAUAAAGAGUAAACUUCUUUUUAUUUGUACAAAAAAAGAGAAAAGAACCAGGAUGGAGGAAAAAAAUUAA
Molecule: messenger RNA, 4243 nt
Organism: Sinocyclocheilus anshuiensis
Lineage: Eukaryota; Metazoa; Chordata; Actinopteri; Cypriniformes; Cyprinidae
Product: vascular endothelial growth factor receptor 3
Exons: 27
Coding region: 233-4015 (1260 amino acids)
Biological process (GO): angiogenesis; vascular endothelial growth factor receptor signaling pathway; positive regulation of cell migration
Cellular component (GO): signaling receptor complex; plasma membrane
Molecular function (GO): transmembrane receptor protein tyrosine kinase activity; ATP binding; growth factor binding
Source: RefSeq, a predicted model, not a curated record